Drosophila ficusphila is the source of this 1488-nucleotide messenger RNA. Its product is annotated as lipase 3-like. Lineage: Eukaryota; Metazoa; Arthropoda; Insecta; Diptera; Drosophilidae. The record is from RefSeq and is a predicted model, not a curated record. Gene Ontology annotation, biological process: lipid metabolic process. Gene Ontology annotation, molecular function: hydrolase activity, acting on ester bonds.
GUGCCACAAUGUGGGUUAAAAACCAGCAUGCGACUCGUUUUCUAUACCGCGCUCUUUGCGCUUUUAGCACUUCACCAAGUGGUACCAAGUUCCGCGGUUGAAGAGCAAUCACAGGAUCAAUCGCUGUCAUCUUUAAAAUCAGAAAAUCCACAAGCCCAAUCCCAAGUUCAAGAACAGGGAUCAGGUCAAUCGCAAGCUCAAUCGCAAUCACAAUUACAACCACGGACAUGUGGUAGUUGUCAAACAGAUCGACUGGUAUUUCUAUCGCAAGAUGACAUCGUAUCUGACUCCAAGCUGGAUACGCCAGGAUUGAUUCAAAAGUACGGAUAUCCCGUAGAGACGCACUUCGCCAUCACAGAUGAUGGCUACAAACUGGGCAUACAUAGAAUUCCUAGGCCUGGAGCCACAGCAGUUUUAUUGGUCCAUGGCUUAAUGUGCAGCUCGGCUUCAUGGGUGCAGUUUGGACCUUCAAGUGGUCUGGCCUACAUUCUGUAUCGAAAGGGAUUUGACGUCUGGAUGCUCAAUACCAGGGGUAAUAUUUACUCGGCGUUCCGCGACCAUGUCCAAAAGAGCGAAAAGGAGUUCUGGGACUUUUCCUUCCACGAGGUCGGCAAGUUCGAUAUACCCGCUGCCAUCGAUUUGGUCGUGCUAAAGACCGGCCAGCCGAGUAUCCAGGUUAUUGGACACUCACAAGGAUCCACCGCCUUCUUUGCGAUGAGCAGUGAGAAACCAGAAUAUGCCCUCAAGGUGAAGUUGAUGCAAUGCCUGUCUCCAACGGUCUUACUGCGUAGGGCCAUCAGUCCUGUUCUGAAGUUCAUAAAAUUUUUCAACGGCGGCUUGGGGACGAUGAUAAGUAUGUUGGGCGGGUACAAGGUCGCAUUAGCCAACAAGCUCAUUCCAAUGUUCAAAAGUGUCAUCUGCUCCCACUCCAGAAUAACGAAUCGCAUUUGCGCCAUCUUUGAAUUUAUGACCUGUGGCUUCAACUGGAGGGGCUUCAAUGAGACACUCAGCCCGAUUCUGGAAGGCCAUGCCUCGCAAGGAGGCUCCGCCAAGCAGAUCCUGCAUUUGGCCCAGUUGGUCGGUCGAAAAUCCUUCACUCGUUAUGAUUUCGGAGGUAUCCUAAAUCGCAUGAGGUACAAAACGCUGAUCCCCCCAGCAUACAACCUCUCGCAAGCAAUCAGUAAAGUGGCCCUCCAUUAUGGAGCUAGUGAUUGGCUAUCAUCCGAUGAGGAUGUAAAGAAUCUUGAGGCGAGCCUCCCAAACGUCAUCGAAAGCAGGAAAGUUGCCGCCGAGAGAUUCUCCCACUUCGACUUCACAAUCUCGAAGGACGCUCAGACCUUGGUCUAUGAUCGGGUUGUUGAAAUCUGUGCGUCGAACCGCUAGAUGUUGGAGAAGACAUUAUUAUUGUUAGCUGUAAAACCGCUUUUAAGUUUGGGCACCCAAUGUAUUUCAUAACUCAGAAUUUAAUAAAAACAAUAAAACAAACCA